Messenger RNA from Hyalella azteca, 5145 nucleotides. RefSeq names its product leucine-rich repeats and immunoglobulin-like domains protein 3 (gene lbk). NCBI's taxonomy places the organism in Eukaryota, Metazoa, Arthropoda, Malacostraca, Amphipoda, Hyalellidae. The record is from RefSeq and is a predicted model, not a curated record. The coding region runs from base 180 to 3797 and encodes 1205 amino acids. Gene Ontology annotation, molecular function: protein binding. The transcript is spliced from 13 exons.
CGUUCAUGCGCGGUGGAUGUGCCGUUCUUCUUGAAACGAAAUUUUACUUCGAUUUGAUGUUUUCUUCGCCGUUCGAACUCGAAAAAUCAACCUUUAACGAUAAUCUUGAAAGAACAGUUAAUAAUUCAUCGUCUAUGCGCUCCAUGUAAGGAGCAGCGUUAUAUUUAAGUUAUAUUAAGAUGGCGCCCGUAUUGGUCAUAUGUCUUGUAGUAUACGCACUGAGUCUGAAUACGGCCUCUGAAUUUGUCGCGGCACCAACACCAGCUUGUCCUGCCAAAUGUGUCUGUUUCGGCAAUGUUGUCGAUUGUUCCGACGCCCAACUAUCAUCACUUCCAGACGACAUGAGCCAAUUUUAUUGGAUUGAGGAACUGAAACUUGGGAAGAAUCCUGGACUGGACCUGACGGGCAGCGCUCUGCCGUCGCUGACUCGCCUCACAUUCUUAGACCUCCAGAAGCUUGGCCUGAUACACUUGCCUGACCUCGGCGUCCUGCCUUCCCUGACGCGUCUUUCCCUACGCGACAACGCUCUCAAGAGGAUCGGGAAUGAGUUGGACGGAGUGGGCAACUUAGUACAGCUGGACGUGUCCCGCAACGACCUCACGCAUCUGCCUGCCCAUCUCAACCUGCCGCAACUCACCAAACUGAACCUGGACCGGAACAACAUCUCGCGAGUCUCAGGGACGGGUCAAGGGCUGCCUUCUCUGCAGGAAUUGAAGCUUGUUAAGAAUGCCAUCACCACCGAAACUCUUGUGUCAUCACAGCUUUUGAACAACCUGCCUGCUCUCACUAGUUUGAACCUGAACAACAACAACCUACGGGAGUUGCCUGGUCUGAUCUUCCAAGAAUGCAAGGCGCUCGAGGUGCUCAAGCUCAGCAAGAACCAACUUGUCUCCCUCGGCGACGGCGUCUUCUACGGCCUCAGCAGACUGCGAACUCUGUCUCUGGAUCAAAAUAACUUGACUUCGGUGACUAAGAAUUGGCUCUUUGGUCUGGAGUCGCUGGAGGAGCUCUCGUUGCGACACAAUUCGAUUUCAAACAUCGACUCCUAUUCCUGGAAGAACACCGCCCCCAAACUCAUAUCGCUUGACCUGAGCUACAAUAGACUGGUAUCACUACACACAAGCUCGCUGGAGGGCUUACAGCAGCUUCAGCUUCUUGUCGUCUCCCACAAUCACCUGAGUUCUAUUCAGCCUCGUACUUUCGUGUCCACACCGCAUCUCCUACAGCUGGACUUGUCGUAUAACGAUCUGCGGUGGCCGGUUGAAGAGCCUGGUGAGGCUUUCUAUGGUCUGUCGAAGCUCAUGCGCCUUGACCUUUCAUACAACGCAAUCGAGGCCGUGCAGUACAAGUCUCUUGCGCCUAUGGAGCGCCUCAGUCUUCUGGACUUGAGUGGUAACGCCAUCAGGACGCUGCAUGAUAACCCAUUUCGCCAUCUACAGCCUGGCGAAGGUGGUGAACCUGGCCAAGUGAUCAUGAACACCACGGCGCUAGUGUGCGACUGUCAUUUGCUGUGGGUGCAAGACUGGCUCAACACCACCACAAUCAGUUUAGACCGUCUUCAUGCUACUUGCAGCUAUCCGAAUGGAGAGAUCGGCAGAUCAAUUCAAAACCUAAAGAGUGCAACACUGUCUUGUGAUCACACUCCGCGUCCUCUCAUUCAGAGCUCCCCGGAAGACAGGAUCAUACUCCUCGACGCUGAUGUUGAAUUGCAUUGCAAAGCUCUUGUUGGCAGUAGAGGUGGCAUCCCCGACGUUCUGUGGAGCCGUAACCAGCAGGUCGUUGAGCCUUAUAAACUAGACAAGAAAAUGACGGUCGUCAAACCUGAUCCUGAAGGCGGUGUCAUCAGUGAACUUGUCUCAACUUUACACUUGUCUAACGUACAGCACAGAGACGAAGGUUACUACCAGUGCGUCGUGCGCAACGAUCACGGCGUCGAUUAUUCGGAUUCGGCACUAAUCGAAGUGCAAGUCAAACCGCAUUUCACCAUUCGCCCUUCUAACAUAAAUACGGCGGUGGACGGUGUCGCGCGUCUUGAUUGCGCAGCGGAUGGCGAGCCAACUCCAGAAAUAUCGUUACAGAAAGGCGGCAGUGACGACUUUCCUGCCGCGCGAGAACGGCGCUUGGUGGUCGAGCCUGAUGAUACGGUGUUUUUUAUCCGCUCGGUCACGGUACACGAUGAAGGUACCUACACUUGCACUGCUAGGAGCACUGCAGGUGUUGUACAAGCCAGUGCCAACAUCACCGUGACGCAGGCACCCUUCUUCGUGCACCCUGUCAGUGACGUCACGAGCAGGCCUGGCGAGUCGGCCGUCAUGCAAUGUCAGGGCGGUGGUCGUCCUGAGCCGUCCAUAUCGUGGGUGCGCGAGGGCGUUGUCCUUACGACGGCCGGUCGUCACGUGAACGCCGACGGUGGUCAGUUCUUGAUCGUGAUGGACGUGCGGCCUGAAGAUGCUGGAACAUACACGUGCCAACUCACCAACACAUACGGCACUCGGCGUCAAACUAUACACCUAUCUGUCAUUGACGGUCUGUUGGUAGAUGGCCACACUACUCUUGGACUUGUAAUGAUGGCUGUGGUGGUUUGCGUUGUCAUCACGUCCUUGGUGUGGGUCAUCAUCAUAUUCCACUCAAGAAGGAAAGAUCGAAGCAUGUCAGCUCGUCGCCGUCACAACACACUGGGUCAGUAUGCGGGCUCGUUAUCCUUAGGCUCCCCCCGACACGAGACAUUCCUGCCUAUUGCGGAACCCCUCCUAAACACUACUGAGAUAGUACUAACUGAUGACCCCACACAUGGCGCCGAUGUUGUUCUGGUUGGGCCGGACACGAGCUCGGAACAUUCUACUGGCAAGGACUCGGGAGUGGGCGACUCCAGUCAACGCUCCAGCGAAGACUUGAGGCAGAUCGAAGGCAUCGAAAGAGGCACAUGUGAUGUUCCUGGAACAGCCGUCUUGGAGGGGCAGCACAGCACUGCCAGCUCGGCUCUCUUGCUUUACGCUGAUCACAACGGUCAUCACUUAUCUGCUAUGACCAGAGGUGGCAGCAGCCUCAGCGUGACAACAGAUAGUGACUCUCGUUACGAAGAUUCACGCCCUCGACUUUCAACUUUUGGAAGCGGUGGUUGUGCUACACUUCGUCGACCUGCCAGCCACCGCCCAAUUCCCGUGUCCGUACCGUCUAUACUACCUCGACGUCACAUCACUACAACCCUUCCACACAAACAUUCUUUUAAAGCUCAUCAACUCGGCAAACGAGACCCUGAUAAUUUAAGCUAUUUUCUCCCGGGCGCUUCCGACCUCAUGCGGUCCCCGAGUCUGCAGCGGCCAGUUCGUUCAUCAUCACCCUGCAGGUCUCAUUUUAAAGAUCCCAAUCCGUAUUCUAGACCCUCCAAUAAACUCAUACCCACUGAUAACGCUGCAUGCAGUAAAGAUGACUCAGCACCGAGCUCUAGUCCUGAAAUGUACUCCCGCGUUUCUAGCCCUCAAUAUAUGAGUGCGGGCAUUGCUACUCAGGAUGGCAACGAUGCAAGCCCUCCUUGCCGAUCAGGGAGUCCUCAAUAUAUGUCAAGUUUAUUGAGUGCUCGUUCUGAUCACGAGCGGCUUCCUAACGGAAUAAAUCAAGGCAAGAGAUACCGUCCUAGCGAUUACUCUUCGCCGUCCAUAAUUUAUAGCCAUGCUGUAGGUGUAGAAAUGAAUGGUCUGGUCGCAGACGAUUCGCCUUCAAAUUGCAGGUCGCCAUCGUUCCCUGAUGCAGCUGAUUUACCUCCUGAAAUUGCUGUGGAUACUGCGGCACCAAGAUAGAUUAUUUUAUCACCCGCAAGCUGCUAUUGUAAUUUGGGCAUAAACGUUCUUCUUGUAUAGAAUAUUACAUAACUUGCAUUUCAUGAAUAGUCAGUCAUUUAGAGUGUAUAUUAAUUCUAUACCGCUUCAUAGAUACGUCGCGCUAUUUAUUUCCACGUGCUAUCUGAAAAUGCUUACCACUAAGUCAUAACUCAUUUCAUCCUUUCAUCUGUUGUUAUAUUUGUAUUAUGUAUAUACGGUUCAUACUUUCCUUGUGCAAUCAACGCAUGUUUAAGAUCAGCUCUACAGUUGUGUGCUACGAGAACAUUUAAUUCCUUUUUCCAAUGGAAUCUUGGUUAUUCUAACGAAUUGAGUCUGGGAGAUAACUCUCCACCGCCUUUAUAUUUUUCUCCUAUUAUAGUUUUUGAUGAUCAUACUCACGAGACUUCACCUUUUAGAUGUCAAACAGCUAAGAGCGUCGCUCGCCCCCUAGACGAUUUCCAAUAGUUUACUCGAGUUCAGCUACUGCUUUACCUUGAUGUAUGAAGCCUAAUUAUAAAAACUUUUUGUGCAUGAAGUCCACCUUCAUUGUAGUUAUUGCGGCUUCCUCUUCAUGUUGCCAUUUUAUGUGAUGAGUUAAGUGUUAGUAACGUGCUAGCGCCACAAUUAACUAUCUAGUAACAUUUACUCUUAGAACUACUCACUAAUCACUAGUGACAAGACUGGCUCCAUUAUUAGUCAUGUAUGCGAGAUUUGUAUUUUCGUGCACUCUACCACUCAAGUUCGUGCUCGAUUCGUUAAAAAUAAUUUUGAUCGUGCUGAAAUGUAAUAAUGAUCAUUUGGACAUCUGUGCAUUUGACUUCCAGCAGGAUAGCGACCUUUCAGUUUCCAAAAUACCCUUAGCUUUCAAUUUCUUGGUUACUUCGAACAGAAUUGAAGGCUUAACAAACAGAAUAUUUUUUUAUUUGUUCGUCAGUUUUCAAUCCGAAACCUGUACCUCUGGACCCAGAGCAAUCCUCUUUUUUGCCAUGCAGCUACUUGCCUGUGAUGUACCAUGUAAAUUAUUGUUAUGUUACUAAUUUUAUUGUGAUGCAGGAAUUUUAAUGCAGUGCCAUGUAAUUAACAUUCAUAGCGCUAUUGGGUUGAUGUUGUCACGUCUUCUGCAGGUUGAUACCUCAGAAGAAAUUUAGUUCUGAAUGUAUAUUGAAUGAUCUUGCUCAGUAUCCUUUAGAUAAACUCAGGCAUUCAACUUAUCAGUUUUAAAAACAAUUCUUCUACAACCGAUGGCACCUAUGAAGUCGCUGAUAUCAGUUGAAAGAGCACUAGGUGUGUAAAAAUUUGUAAAGUUUUAAUAUAAGCUGCAUAAUUA